Messenger RNA from Pan troglodytes (chimpanzee), 1804 nucleotides. RefSeq names its product STAM binding protein like 1 (gene STAMBPL1). The record is from RefSeq and is marked provisional. Gene Ontology annotation, cellular component: endosome; membrane. Gene Ontology annotation, biological process: protein K63-linked deubiquitination. Lineage: Eukaryota; Metazoa; Chordata; Mammalia; Primates; Hominidae. Gene Ontology annotation, molecular function: protein binding; K63-linked deubiquitinase activity; metal-dependent deubiquitinase activity.
GCGUCUGCCUCGUGGCCUGGCGCGCGCCGGCCCUUCCGCUGGCAGCGUCCGGUCCCGGGCUGGCUCUAGGGGAGGAAAAAAUGCACUUUGGCGGCUGAUCGCUUCCUUCCUGCCAGUCAUGCAAUCGGCCGCCUCCAUCGGCGCCGCCUGCAUGCGCCCCUCCGCUGGGCCCUCUGGAUGAAGUGAUUGAGAAGAAACAGUGAACAUCCUCAUUUCACAGAUAAGACAACAUGGAUCAGCCUUUUACUGUGAAUUCUCUGAAAAAGUUAGCUGCUAUGCCUGACCAUACAGAUGUUUCCCUAAGCCCAGAAGAGCGAGUCCGUGCCCUAAGCAAGCUUGGUUGUAAUAUCACCAUCAGUGAAGACAUCACUCCACGACGUUACUUUAGGUCUGGAGUAGAGAUGGAGAGGAUGGCGUCUGUGUAUUUGGAAGAAGGAAAUUUGGAAAAUGCCUUUGUUCUUUAUAAUAAAUUUAUAACCUUAUUUGUAGAAAAGCUUCCUAACCAUCGAGAUUACCAGCAAUGUGCAGUACCUGAAAAGCAGGAUAUUAUGAAGAAACUGAAGGAGAUUGCAUUCCCAAGGACAGAUGAAUUGAAAAACGACCUUUUAAAGAAAUAUAACGUAGAAUACCAAGAAUAUUUGCAAAGCAAAAACAAAUAUAAAGCUGAAAUUCUCAAAAAAUUGGAGCAUCAGAGAUUGAUAGAGGCAGAAAGGAAGCGGAUUGCUCAGAUGCGCCAGCAGCAGCUAGAAUCGGAGCAGUUUCUGUUUUUCGAAGAUCAACUCAAGAAGCAAGAGUUAGCCCGAGGUCAAAUGCGAAGUCAGCAAACCUCAGGGCUGUCAGAGCAGAUUGAUGGGAGCGCUUUGUCCUGCUUUUCCACACACCAGAACAAUUCCUUGCUGAAUGUAUUUGCAGAUCAACCUAAUAAAAGUGAUGCAACCAAUUAUGCUAGCCACUCUCCUCCUGUAAACAGGGCCUUAACGCCAGCUGCUACUCUAAGUGCUGUUCAGAAUUUAGUGGUUGAAGGACUGCGAUGUGUAGUUUUGCCAGAAGAUCUUUGCCACAAAUUUCUGCAACUGGCAGAAUCUAAUACAGUGAGAGGAAUAGAAACCUGUGGAAUACUCUGUGGAAAACUGACACAUAAUGAAUUUACUAUUACCCAUGUAAUUGUGCCAAAGCAGUCUGCGGGACCAGACUAUUGUGACAUGGAGAAUGUAGAGGAAUUAUUCAAUGUUCAGGAUCAACAUGAUCUCCUCACUCUAGGAUGGAUCCAUACGCAUCCCACUCAAACUGCAUUUUUAUCCAGCGUUGAUCUUCACACUCACUGUUCCUAUCAACUCAUGUUGCCAGAGGCCAUUGCCAUUGUUUGCUCACCAAAGCAUAAAGACACUGGCAUCUUCAGGCUCACCAAUGCUGGCAUGCUUGAGGUUUCUGCUUGUAAAAAAAAGGGCUUUCAUCCACACACCAAGGAGCCCAGGCUGUUCAGUAUAUGCAAACAUGUGUUGGUAAAAGACAUAAAAAUAAUUGUGUUGGAUCUGAGGUGAUAUGUUCUGAAUGUAAGCACCGUCAACAUCAGACACCUACUCAUGGACAUGUGGUUGCCGGAUUUUCUUAAGAUGUUUCCAGAAAUGACUGAUAUUUUAUAUUUAUACAUUUUAGAUGACAAAGCUUGAUAUUUAUUGCUGUCGCACAUUUUGAAGUUUUCUUUUUGGGUUGCUCUGUGUCAAGAGAGGUUACAUGGUGUUAAAUCGGUACCUGAUAAUGUACCCAAAUACUAUGGCCAGAUAAUAAAUUGUGCUGCAAACAA